Messenger RNA from Aspergillus melleus, 1282 nucleotides. RefSeq names its product putative iron-sulfur cofactor synthesis protein (Isu1) (gene ISU1). NCBI's taxonomy places the organism in Eukaryota, Fungi, Ascomycota, Eurotiomycetes, Eurotiales, Aspergillaceae. The record is from RefSeq and is a predicted model, not a curated record. Gene Ontology annotation, cellular component: cytoplasm; mitochondrial matrix. Bases 218 to 820 code for a protein of 200 amino acids. Gene Ontology annotation, molecular function: 2 iron, 2 sulfur cluster binding; ferrous iron binding. The transcript is spliced from 3 exons. Gene Ontology annotation, biological process: iron-sulfur cluster assembly; intracellular iron ion homeostasis.
AUGAAUUAAUUCGAUCGAUCUUUCAUCGACAUCACAUCCAACUUUACUAAACCUACCUAACCUCGGGCAUCUCCUCUUCCAUUUUCUUUCCCUCUCUAUCAUCCAUCUCACUACCCGAUAUACUUCAUCGCCUCUGACGGCUUUUUGAAUUGCGUUCUCAUCACCAACGAUACCCUUUUUCUACUCCGCUCUCUCCUAAUUCUUCACAUCCAUCAUCAUGUUCCGUCGUCUCGUCACAGUCGCCCCUCGCUCCGUCGGCACUCUCGUGUCGCCUCGCAUCACACCGGCCCUGUCUGGCCUGCAAACGCAGCAGCCCAUCUUCCGCGCAUCUCCCGCUCCUCAGCGAAGGGGCUACCACGAGAAAGUGCUCGACCACUACAACAACCCGCGAAAUGCCGGAUCCAUGAAGGUCAGCGAGGACGUCGGCAGCGGCCUCGUCGGUGCUCCCGCCUGCGGUGACGUGAUGAAGCUCCAGAUCCGUGUCGACAAGGACACGCACACGAUCAGCGACGUCAAGUUCAAGACUUUCGGCUGCGGUAGCGCCAUCGCUAGCUCCUCUUAUCUCACCGAGUUGGUGCGCGGCAUGACUCUUGAGGAAGCCGGCAAGAUCCGCAACACCGAUAUCGCCAAGGAACUGUGCCUUCCCCCUGUGAAGUUGCACUGCUCCAUGCUUGCUGAAGAUGCUAUCAAGUCGGCCAUCUCGGACUACUACACCAAGAACCCCAAGGCUCGUUCGACCAACCUCGGUGGCACCGGUGCCUCCAUGCCUCAGGUUGAGGUUGAGGUUGAGAAGACUGGCGGUGCUGCUGCCAGCCUUUAAAAAUUUUAUCCAAACCAAAAAAAUAUACCAAAAAAAAGAUUGAAAUUCUCAAAUCUUACCCAAAAACACCACCCAACCAAAAGACAACCGUGUUGUGAAAGGAACAAGGCGAUACCAAAUAUGAUUCCCUGAUUGUGUUGAAUUUCUUCUUUCUUUUCCCAUGUUCCAAACUCAGAUUGGAAUUCGUUUCACUUUUCUUGAAUGAUGUACAGAUUUUUGCACUUAUUCUUCGAAUUUUUUUUUAAUACUUCGCGCUGGCAGAUUGACGCAGGCAAUGAAUGCAAGGCGAAACCAGAAUAUACCUAGCUUCGUGUUUUAUUUGCCUGUACUAGUUACUUUCAAUUGAAUGAAUGUCUUCGCUUGCGUGUUGUGAUGAUUCAUCCCGUUCUUUCUGCGAUACUGGCGUUAUUGUACUUGCAAUAUCAUUUGUAGAUUUUAUACACAUCAGGAAAUUCACCUCUC